Bactrocera neohumeralis is the source of this 875-nucleotide messenger RNA. RefSeq names its product replication protein A 32 kDa subunit (gene RPA2). Gene Ontology annotation, molecular function: DNA binding. Gene Ontology annotation, cellular component: nucleus; DNA replication factor A complex; chromosome, telomeric region. NCBI's taxonomy places the organism in Eukaryota, Metazoa, Arthropoda, Insecta, Diptera, Tephritidae. The transcript is spliced from 4 exons. Bases 105 to 821 code for a protein of 238 amino acids. The record is from RefSeq and is a predicted model, not a curated record. Gene Ontology annotation, biological process: double-strand break repair via homologous recombination; nucleotide-excision repair; DNA replication.
AUUUAUUGGCUGUGGAGACGCGGAAUAAUAUCUCUGAUAAUAGCUCAGGACUCUUAAAAAGUGGCGCCAAUAUAACUAAUUCCCGUAAAUUUAUUAAUAAUAAAAUGGAUAUAUCCGUUGGUUCAUCAACAACUCAAAAUGGUGCAAGCGGAGGUGGCGCUGCGGCUGAAGGUAUAGCUCCUGUUUUUAUUAAACAAAUCUUAUAUUCGCCUGAGGGGAAUUUUAGCCUGUAUGGGAUAACUUUUGGAAUGGUAUCAUGUGUAUGCAUCGUUCGUUCUAUUGAUGUGUCUUCUACAAAAAUUACAUAUUCCUUGGAGGACCAUUCAGGUCAGAUAGAAGCACAUUACUGGCUAGAAGAAGGUGACUCAACCAAAGCUCCUGACAUUAUGCUCAAUCAUUAUGUCAAGCUGUUUGGUAGUGUAAGGACACAAGGCUCACAGAAAAUGUUAAUGGUUUUUAAAAUGAUUGCAAUAAUGAAUUCUAACGAAGUUUGUACUCAUGUAUUGGAAGUGCUGAAUGCUAGGUAUAAAUCUGAAGAAUUCGCUAGUAAAGGAAGUGAUACGUACGCUACAAAUGCUGAUUCGAUGAACUUUAACUCCAAGACUAGUGGAGAUGAUUCUCUUGGUUUGGAAGGAAAACAGCUGGCAGUUUUACAAGCCGUUAAGAACAAUAUAAGUACGGAAGGUAUCAGCCGCAAAGAAUUGCAACAAAAAUUUAAUCAUAUCAGUGGAAAUGAACUAAACUCCCUUAUCGAGUUUUUGAUAUCAGAAGGUCAUAUAUAUUCCAGUUUCGAUGCAGACCAUUUUGUUAGUUCGGAGUAAUUUUGUAAAUACUUACAAUUUAAUAAAUUUAAAAAUAUUUAAUUUAAAAUACCA